AUGAAUUUCAUCAAGAAGGCCGACCGCCUCAAGCAGUGGGCGGGGGAGAAGAUGGGCGGGGAGGCCAAGACCAGCACGUCUGAGGACUUCAAGCAGCUGGAGAUGGAGAUGACGCUGAGGCACGAGGGCAUGGAGAAGCUACACAAAUCCAUGAACAUGUACGUCAAGUCGCUCUCCAAGCGCAACGAAGUCGACGACCGCGAGAAGGCACUGCCCGGCGGAUACCUGGGCUCUACUAUGAUCAGUCACGGCGAGGAUUUCCAACCUGACUCUGAAUUCGGUCAAUGUCUUGACUCGCUUGGUAGAGCAAACGAGAGGAUAGCUCGCCUACAAGAGAGCUAUGUGCAGAAUGCUACUUCAACCUGGCUGGAGGGGCUCGAGCGCUCCCUUGCUCAGAUGAAGGAGUAUCAGGCUGCCCGAAAGAAGCUUGAAACCCGCCGUCUAGCCUACGAUGCGUCCCUCGCCAAGAUGCAGAAAGCCAAAAAGGAAGACUUCCGAGUCGAGGAGGAACUGCGGUCCCAGAAAGCCAAGUACGAGGAGUCGAGCGAGGACGUCUACAGGCGGAUGGAGGACAUCAAGGCCGCGGAGGUGGACAGUGUGGCAGAUCUUACGGCAUUCUUGGAGGCCGAAUUGUCAUACUACGACAGCUGCAGGGAAGUCCUGACGAAACUGAAACGCAACUGGCCAGCGCAAAGCGAGACUCGCGACACCCGCCAGCCCACACGCUCCCGCUCCAACACCGCUCAUGCCUACAACGAGCGCUACAACCCCGUCGAGGAAGAGCCCCCUCUUCCCGAACCACGCAUGACGAUCCCCACCCGUGGCUCAAACCGCGAUCUCUCGCCUGCCCAUGCCUACUCACGUCCGUCCGCCAAUCGAGCCCAAACCUUUGAAGGCCCCUCCCGUCUCGCUGGUCGCGACAUGUCGCCUGCUCCAAAUGCCCGCCUGGCUCGCGUACCGACAGAUUCCUCCCUCAUAAUGGCAAAUCGUUCACAACUGCGACCUGUACGCCGGGCAGAUACAUUCGCAGAUCCGUACGAGGAUGAGAAUGUCGAGAGCAACGGUGAUAGAAACGGCUAUGGAGGUAGACGAGUGCGGGACGAAAGUCCGCCAAGCCCUGCAACUAGCCAUGGUAGCAUACCCAGCCGGGCGGCAAGCUGGACAACGGGCGAGAUUGAGAGAAGCGGAGGCGGUGUUGGGAAGAAGGCCCCGCCGCCCCCACCGCCGAGCCGGGCGAAGAAGCCUCCACCACCCCCACCGCCAAUGAAGCGGAGUGCUUUGGGAUGA
Mytilinidion resinicola is the source of this 1287-nucleotide messenger RNA. Its product is annotated as BAR-domain-containing protein. NCBI's taxonomy places the organism in Eukaryota, Fungi, Ascomycota, Dothideomycetes, Mytilinidiales, Mytilinidiaceae. The transcript has 5 exons. Gene Ontology annotation, cellular component: cytoplasm. The coding region runs from base 1 to 1287 and encodes 428 amino acids. Gene Ontology annotation, molecular function: protein binding. The record is from RefSeq and is a predicted model, not a curated record.